AAGCAGCCCGGUGGAAGAUGAACGGGGACUCCGUCAGACCUCCGGGGUGAUGAGGAACGGAGAGGACCGACGACAGAGAGCUUUCUGCCGCAGAGGAAACCCAGAUUAGGCUGAUAUGACUCACAGCAUUACCGGCAUCCCCUGUGGCACAACAAGUCACACAUCCUACGAUUUUCUCUCACCCAUCAGCCCUCCCACCUCGAUCACCCAGCAGGUUGUGAUGAGUAGGGGAUGUAGGGUGGAGCUGAACGCACCGGCAGCCGGCAGGAUCUUGCACUGACUGCAUCUUAAAGGAUCUCUGUCAUCAUCAUCACAUCGGUCCCCGUGUUCAGCAGCUGAGAAAACCCAGAGGACAGUGAUGCACCAGUGACCGGAGGUGGGGGGAAAUCUCCGCAGCUGGUGACUUCCUGCUCCAGGGAACAAUCUCUCCCAUCACUCGGUGUCCCCUCUCCUCCUCCAGAAUGGGAACAAAGUAACCCACUGAUGCGUCCGGCAGCCCCUGAUGCUGGGCAGUGCUCCGGGGCUUUCCGGUCGGUGGGAGAGGCUCGAGCCACGGCCGCGCGCUAGGAUGCUGCGCCAGGUGUUGCACGCGGGCCUGAGGACCUCCUUCCACGCGCUGGGCCGGUUUGUGGCGAGCCACCCGGUGUUCUUUGCCUCAGCACCCGUGCUCCUCUCCAUCCUACUGGGGGCCAGCUUCAGCCGGUACCGUGUGGAAGAGGACGUCGAAAGCCUACUUGUGCCCAAACACAGCUUGGCAAAGAUAGAGGGAAACCUCGUGGAUAGCUUGUUCCCAGUGAACCGCUCCAAGCAUGCGCUCUACUCUGACCUGCAGACCCCGGGACGCUAUGGGCGCGUGAUUGUGACCACCCGAAAGGGGAGCGUGCUGGACCCGGUUCAUAUGGACACCAUACUAAAGCUCCACAGGCAGAUUUACCAGAUGCAGGUCACAGUCCCAGCCACCGGCUUCAACAGCUUCAACUACUCCUUCUCCUACCUCUGUCUUCCUGAUGAAAAGAAUGUCUGCAUCAUUGAUGACAUCAUACGUGCCAUGGAGGAGAUCCAGUCGGCUCGCAUGUUUAAUCGCACCAUCCCAAUCCUGCGCUACCCAAUCACACAAUUGGCGGAUGGGCGGCAGGCGUACAUCGGCCACCAGCUUGGCGGAGUGCAGGGUUGGGGUCCCGGUGGCGCAGUGCGUGGUCCUGGAUCAGGCAGCAGAGGGGAGGGUGUACGUUCAGCCAGGGCGCUGCAGCUCACCUACUACCUCCAAGCACGUGGCAGCCUCAUGGACCGAGUCGCCAGCCAGUGGGAGAAGGCUUUCUGUGCAGAGUUACAGUCAUUUGCAGCCCUGCAUCCAAAACUGGGGCUGUACCCUUCCACGUCCUCUUCCCUAAGGACGGACUUUCAGUUCUCAUCUGUGCUGGCACGACGCCCCCUGAUGGCCAGCUUGGGGGCGUGUGGUGUGCUGGCCAUCUUGUGCUGCUCUAUGAGGGACUGUGUGAGGUCCAAACCCUGGCUGGGACUGCUGGCUUUGCUGUCAAUCACUCUGUCAGGCCUCACUGCUGCUGGGAUACUCAACCUGACUGGGGCCACAUACAACUCUUCCUACCUGGGGAUCCCUUUUGUCAUGCUGGGUCAUGGACUCUUUGGCUCUUUUGAGAUGCUGUCGUCAUGGAGACGUACCCGUGAGGACCAGCAUGUAAAGGAGCGUGUUGCGAGCGUCUUCGAGGACGUCAUGCUGCGCUUCUCCGGCUCCACCAUGCUCCACCUGAUGACCCUCGGCCUCGCCGCCUCACCGCUCACUAACAUGGAGGCCGUCCGGCUCUUCUGCCGCACCGCCGCCCUGUCCGUGACCAUCAGCUACGUUUACAUGUUGUCCUUCUACAGUUCCUGUCUCGUCUUCACCGGGUACCUCGAGACGGGCUACAGACACGGCUGCUUCUGCCGAAGGGUCCCCAAACCGGAUCGCCUGGACUCUAAACCGGCCUGGUACAGAUGUUUGAUGUACACACGUUACCAGGAAGAGACUCACACCCAAAACCCGCCACAUGGGGGCGCUCACGGACACGCUAACACACCAAACCCUAACAUAACGCAUACACAUCCACAUGCACACCCUCACACAGUGAACAACACCGCCGUGCACGCUCACGGCCAUGUGGCGAACUCCACCCACUCACAUCAGCAUACACAAGCAGUUCCAGCUGCUCACACAGACAAUCAUCCUCAGGACUCACACCUUCUGCUGGGGUGUGUGAGGCGUUGCUAUGGAGACUGGAUCACUAACACCUAUGUCAAACCCUUUGUGGUUCUUCUGUAUCUGGUCUACAUCUCAUUUGGACUGAUGGGCUUCUUACAGGUGACCCAGGGUUCUGACCCCAGUGCCCUGGUUGCCAUGGAUACAGCAACAGUAUUGUACUCCCGUGCCCAGCAGCGAUACUUCAGCUCCUACUCCCCUGUCAUUGGAUUUUACAUCUAUGAAAGCGCCCCCUACUGGAACUCCUCCGUGCAGCGGGACUUGCUGGAAUACGCCAAAGGCUUCCAGCGAAUCAGCUGGCUCGAAGCGUACCUGAACUACCUGUCAGACCGCAACCAAUCCACCAGCCAGCCCCGGGAGAAUUUCACCCGCACACUCCGCCACUCCUUCCUACGUGAGCCACAGUUUGCACACUUUGCAGAUGACAUUAUUUUUGCAGAGCGCGGUCAGGGGGAGGAGCCAGAGGUGGCCGCGUCUAGAAUCUUCCUUGUUGCGAAGACGACGGAGAACAAGCGAGAGGAGAUGUCAGUGCUGCUGGACACGCUGAGACGUCUGUCACUAACAUCCCGUGUAAGAUUCAUCAUUUUUAACCCUUCAUUUGUGUACUUGGACCGCUACGCUGCGGCGGUCAGCUCCCCUCUCAGACACUCACUGCUGGCGGUGCUUUUUCUGUUGGGUUUGUCAUCGCUGGCAGUCGUGGAGCCGCUUGUUUCUGUGUGGCUCGGCCUUACCCUGCUCUCUGUGCAGUUUGGAGUUUUAGGUUUCAUGACUCUGUGGGGGGUGGAGCUGGACUGCAUGUCCGUGCUGUGUCUGAUAUCAGCGUUGGGGCACUCGGCGGACUGCAGCGGCCCCCUUCUCUGCGGUUUCGCCUCAGGUCGGGGUGACAGCCGGACUCGCUGGGUGAGAGUGGCGCUAGAAAGACACGGAGUCCCCUCCUUACAGACACUCAUCUGCUACAGCGCCGCCCUAGUGCCUGUCGGCUCCGUACGCUCCAACCUCACUCUGACACUUUUCCGCUGCCUCACCCUCACAGCGGGCUGCUCAGCCCUGCACACGCUCGCCUUCCUGCCCACCCUGCUCACCUUCCUCCCACCUUCAAAGAGCCGGGGCCAUGGGCCGGAGGGGGAGGGGCAGAGACAGGAAGUGGAGUGUGUUGAAAUGAACGACAGCACCCGAGUAGUGGACCAGAUCACCACUGUGUGAGCACAGGAUGAUGAUGGAAGAUGGCUUCUGGGUUUUUAUGGCGACCACCCACUGGGAGUUGUCCCAUUGUAGUCAGAACAAUGAUGCUGCAGAAAAGAUGCUGAUCCAUGUGAAAAAAUGAAGAAGAGAGAGAGUCUCACUGAUAGAAAAUUAGAAGUAGAUGAUCGAGAGGAAACAUUUCCAAACAAGUACAGAAAGAUGUGAGUCUAUUGAUGAAAAAGAGAGUGAAAAUGAGGUUUCCAGUGCAGUGUAUCCAUGGUUACCUGCUUGUUGUAAGUGCUGUGUGGCAUGUGAAUGAGAAAACAGUCGAUCAGAGAUUGAGGGUCCGCUGAGGUCAGGCCUGGAUGUGAUGUUACAACACAGAAAGUGCCACAUUUUUCACAAUACUUGCUUUAGAUCUGAUCACAUCGUUUUGCUACUGCUUUCUGUUCAACAUGGCAAGAUGCACAAAUACAGCUGCAAUGACACGAGGCAAUCAUCUGUACCACUCGAGUAUUUCUACUUUAAU
Molecule: messenger RNA, 3965 nt
Organism: Cheilinus undulatus (humphead wrasse)
Lineage: Eukaryota; Metazoa; Chordata; Actinopteri; Labriformes; Labridae
Gene: ptchd1
Product: patched domain containing 1
Exons: 5
Coding region: 503-3457 (984 amino acids)
Biological process (GO): chemical synaptic transmission; cognition
Cellular component (GO): synapse; plasma membrane
Source: RefSeq, a predicted model, not a curated record